Brenthis ino (lesser marbled fritillary) is the source of this 822-nucleotide messenger RNA. The record is from the annotation of a GenBank genome assembly. Lineage: Eukaryota; Metazoa; Arthropoda; Insecta; Lepidoptera; Nymphalidae.
AUGGCUGCACAACUUUUUAAUCGCGUCGGUCAACUCGGCCUAGGAGUCGCUCUCGUAGGAGGAGUCGUCAAUUCAGCUCUAUACAAUGUUGAUGGUGGCCACAGAGCUGUUAUAUUUGAUAGAUUUGCGGGUGUCAAAAACUUAGUUGUGGGUGAAGGAACCCACUUCUUCAUUCCUUGGGUACAAAAACCUAUUAUGUUUGAUAUUAGGUCAAGGCCAAGAAAUGUUCCGACUGUAACUGGAAGUAAAGAUUUGCAAAAUGUAAAUAUCACACUCCGUAUCCUUUUUAGACCAGUGCCAGACCAGCUACCUAGAAUCUAUACCAUUCUUGGUGUAGAUUAUGAUGAGAGAGUGUUGCCAUCCAUCACAUCUGAAGUGUUAAAAGCUGUUGUUGCACAGUUUGACGCCGGAGAACUCAUUACUCAGAGAGAAAUAGUGUCACAAAAAGUAAGUGAAAGUUUAACAGAACGAGCUGGGCAAUUCGGUUUAAUAUUAGAUGAUAUAUCAAUCACACACUUGACUUUUGGCAAGGAAUUCACACAGGCUGUUGAAUUAAAACAAGUUGCCCAACAAGAUGCUGAAAAAGCAAGAUUUUUGGUAGAGAAAGCGGAACAACAAAAGAAGGCAGCCAUUAUUACUGCCGAAGGUGAUGCUCAAGCCGCUGUGUUACUUGCUAAAUCAUUUGGAAGUGCCGGUGAGGGUCUUGUCGAACUCCGUCGUAUUGAAGCAGCAGAAGAUAUUGCCUACCAACUAUCCAAAUCACGGAAUGUUACUUACCUUCCGCAAGGCCAAAAUGUAUUGUUAAAUCUUCCUUCACAAAAC